AGCGCGUCCACGUGACGCGUAUCGCAGCCGACUGCGAGGUGGCACAGCACACGCGGCAGUGUACCGUGCAGCCACCGCCGAAGGUCUUGGUUGACAACGCAAGAGGAGAUCUAGACAGUUGUCAAGCGGUCCGAGGCACAGGUGCUCGUAACAAUCGCUCCUGAUACCCAAGUCUGCGUUCGAUCGGCUUUGCACACAAAAUCGAGACCUUUCAGGAAAUACAAGCUGCGCCUAGAAACGGAAGCACGACAUGGAAGGUGGCCAGACCUAUGGCAAAGAGCUUGCCGACCAAGUGGACCGGCUUGUCAGUCUCUCCGACGCUCAGUUGGAACUUCUCGCCGAUGUGCGAGAAUUAUACAAAGAACGCGUAGUUCUGGAGCGUGAAUAUGCAGGAAAGCUACAGGCGCUCGCAAAGAAAGCUGCCGAUAAGAAGAGCAAGAAGGAAGCCAUUCUGGUCGUCGGUAACGAGCCCACAAAAUCUUGGGGUGAGGACACCCUUCAGCUGAGCACCCUGAACAAUGCAUAUGGGCAGAUUAUCUCUGCCAUGCUAGAGUCUGCGCAGGCGCACGUCAGCCUAUCAGACCAACUAACCUCGCAGGUGAUUGACGCAUUGAAGGGUUCCGAACGUAGGCAUGAAGAAGCAAAGAAGAAGCAGGAGCAACAUUUUGCGAAAUUAUUAGCUGAACGAGACCGCGUGUACUCUGAACGCGUCAAGAGCAAGCAGAAGUACGAUGAUGAAUGCAACGAAGUAGAGACCUAUCGUCAGAAGCAGGAACGCGCCAACGACGAUCGGCACGCGGACCGGGCAGCUAAGCAAUACGAGCAACAACAAGUGGACAUGCUGAAUGGCAAGAACGUCUACUUGGUAUCCAUUGCGGCUGCUAAUGCCGCGAAGGCCAAAUUCUACAAUGAGGACUUGCCUGCACUGGAGAAUCAAUUCCAGCUGCUCCAUACACAACUGCUGACAAGAUUCGCUACCAUCAACUUACAAGCCCAAGCUCUGCAGAAGUCCCACCUCGAGACGCUCAAAGACCAAUUAUCUACAACGGAGGAGAAGCUGAAGGCGAUGAAACCUCAGGCAGAUCAGAACCUUUUCAUCGAGCACAACCUCAGAACAUUCAUGGUGCCCACUGACUGGAGCUUCGAGCCGUGUUCGACGCAUUACGAUACGGGUGACAUGAGUGUUGAACCUGCACCCAAGGUCUAUCUUCAAAACAGACUUACCAAAAGCAGAGCUAAACUUAGUGAAUUGAGGCCCGUCAUCGAUGGAAAACGCAGGGAUGUCGAGCAGUUUUCCAAGUUGAUGGAUGCAUAUACCAAGAACAGCAGCCUCGGCAAUGCAGAUGAAGCAUCUGACAGUUAUCUAGAAGCACAACACCAGCUGACAUUCUUCACAUGUUCCGAAUGUGUCCUGUCUGCCGAGGUCGAGACCAUUUCGACCGCUCUGGGCGGUGACGAAGGUGAGCAACGGCCGCACACGUUCAAGAGCUCGACCUUCUCCAUCCCGACCACGUGUGCCUAUUGCAAGUCCAAUAUUUGGGGCCUCAGUAAGCAAGGAAAGACGUGCAAGGCGUGUGGAAUCUCGGUUCACAGCAAAUGUGAACUGAAGGUUCCUGCUGAAUGCUCGGGUUCUCGAGGUAGCAGUCGCACCAACUUCGCCGCUGGCACCGGCUCAACCAUGUCUCGGUCUUCGACUAUCUCGUCACAAGCUUCGACGCCGUCUCUGCGGACACCAACGCCGUCGUCUUUCAUCUCCCAGGUGUCUGCCACGGAAGAAGCCGGCCCUCGUGCCCGAGUUCUAUUUAACUUCUCCCCUACGUCGCCGUUUGAGCUGGGAGUAUCCGUGGGAGCGACUGUCCAGGUGCUGGAAGAGGACGAUGGCUCAGGAUGGGUGAAGGUUGCGGACGGCUCUGGAGGCAAGGGCCUCGUGCCUGCUACAUACGUGGAGAUGAUAGGUGCUUCUGUACCGAUACCAGUACCGCCGUCAUCAACAAGACCAAGCCUUCAGAACUCAGGGCAGUAUGUAAAAGGCAUGUAUCCGUACCAAUCCCAAGGUCCGGAUGAGUUGAGCGUUCAGGAAGGUGGGCUGAUCGAGCUGACGAGUGGUCCCACUGGAGGAACAAGAUACGCGGAUGGCUGGUGGGAAGGAGUCGAUGCAACCGGUAGGAAGGGUAUCUUCCCAAGUAACUACGUUGAACUCGUGCAAUGAGUUUUAGACCGCGAAUACAGGCUGUAUCUCAUCAAUGUUGCAUAUUAUACCACGGACCAGCGUUUGAAAAGCUCGUAUGCUGCUGUGAUUAUUCUCUGUCAUCUGUAAAGCCACCCACGUGCGAUACGAGUUCGGUGGGAAGGUACCAUCCCGCGAUCACAUCUUCUAGCUGCUUGGGACAUGGCGACUGAGCAAGCUUUCCGUGGCCUAUCAGAGGGCGUUACGAUCUGCGAUAGCGACAAUUGUAGUCUUGUGGUAGAAAUCCCUUCACGCUAUGAAAGUUCACCAUGUGCAUCUCCCAC
Messenger RNA from Laetiporus sulphureus 93-53, 2511 nucleotides. RefSeq lists its product as uncharacterized. NCBI's taxonomy places the organism in Eukaryota, Fungi, Basidiomycota, Agaricomycetes, Polyporales, Laetiporaceae. Bases 251 to 2209 code for a protein of 652 amino acids. Gene Ontology annotation, molecular function: protein binding. The transcript is spliced from 23 exons. The record is from RefSeq and is a predicted model, not a curated record. Gene Ontology annotation, biological process: regulation of actin filament polymerization.